Molecule: messenger RNA, 681 nt
Organism: Penicillium cinerascens
Lineage: Eukaryota; Fungi; Ascomycota; Eurotiomycetes; Eurotiales; Aspergillaceae
Exons: 2
Coding region: 1-681 (226 amino acids)
Source: RefSeq, a predicted model, not a curated record
AUGGCACAUGCCUUCUACGUCUACUCUGCCGAGCGUCUGUCUGAACACGCCUUCGUUCGUAUCCUUCCAUCGCUGAAAUAUGCUCCAGCAGGAAAAUUCGGGGUCUUCGCAGCAUUCGACAAAUCGGCUGUAGGCGUAGCCGGGCGACCAAGAACCAUAGCAGUUGCCAUUGUCAUUAUAUAUGUCUGCACGGAGAGCCUGCCGGUCUGCGACGAUGACGAGAUCCAUGGUUUCUCCGUCUGCCACUCCUGUGAGGGUCUUGUCAUCGAUCGCAAGGAAGAACUGGGGCAGUUCAUCCUGGCCCGAUUUCACAUACUGGUCGGAUUCGAAGUACGCCAUCAGGCCCGGAAUAUCGGGCGUCCGGACGAGUUUGGCGGCGUCGAUAAACUGCAUUGUAUCCUCGACCUCGCUGAAAAGCUUCUGGCGGACGUGCCGGAAUUGCGUUUCCGUCAUCUGGGAGAGGACGAAGCAGCAGUAGUCGGUCUGGGCGGUGAAGAAAUUGAAAUGGUCUGGGCAGGGCACAACUUCGAAUGGACAUUUCCUCGCCCGCAGAGGGCCGUCGAAGAGCGUCGUGUUAACCCUGGCAUUGUUGAGCCGAGUGCCGCGCCUACCGUGCUCGAAAGGGUUCCAGAUAGCAUGCCAGAAACCCAGAGCAUCUCCUAUGUCGCGCAGAGUGUGUAG